AUGUUUGAUAGGGUGACGUUCGGUGUUCAGAACUUGACAGGCGGCCCAAUUUUCAUCCGGUGGCGGAUGUCGGAUUUGAUCUACGUGGUGAUUCUACUUAUACUUUAUCCCACAUUGUAUCGGAUAGACCCGUUCGAGAGACAGUUUUACAUCAAUGAUCUCACCAUUCUGCACCCUUUUGCAGAGACAGAACGAGUUUCCAACACAAUGCUUUUUGUGUACUCGACGUGGGUGCCCCUUGUGGUGAUUUUCGUGAUGUCGCUUGCAAUCACCAGUCGUGCCAGUAAGUUGUAUGUAACAUACGUGUCGGUUCUCGGGUUGAUAAUCUCGGUCUUCACCACCAGCAUCAUGACGGAUGUCUUGAAAAACAGCUUCGGCAGACACAGGCCCGAUUUCUUGGCUCGCUGCGUGCCGCGGCCUGACACCCCGAAAGAUGUGUUGGUCUACGCAAAAGACGUCUGCACCACGGAUAACGCGGCUCGGUUGAUGGACGGGUUCCGCACCACGCCCCUGGGGCACUCCAGCAUCUCGUUUGCCGGCCUUUUUUUCCUCUCUUUGUGGCUCUCGGGCCAGCUUGCCGUGACAAGGCCCCAGGUGGGCGCUCUCCGGUGGGUGGCAGUGUUCUUGCCCACUUUCGGAGCGGCGCUUAUUGCGUUGAGCCGGACCGAGGACUACAGACACCAUUUUGUGGAUGUUUUUGUGGGCCUGUGCAUCGGGUUGGCCGUGGCCACGUGGCUGUACAUGCGGGUGUUUCCAAGCCCGUGGGCUCCGGACUGCUAUGAGCCAAAACUACUUGAUGUGGACCAGCCCGGGAUCAAUUACACCACCGUGGCUGAAGUAUAG
Metschnikowia bicuspidata var. bicuspidata NRRL YB-4993 is the source of this 843-nucleotide messenger RNA. RefSeq names its product phosphatase PAP2 family protein. The record is from RefSeq and is a predicted model, not a curated record. The transcript has a single exon. Gene Ontology annotation, molecular function: phosphatidate phosphatase activity. Gene Ontology annotation, biological process: phospholipid metabolic process. The coding region runs from base 1 to 843 and encodes 280 amino acids. NCBI's taxonomy places the organism in Eukaryota, Fungi, Ascomycota, Pichiomycetes, Serinales, Metschnikowiaceae.